Messenger RNA from Scleropages formosus (Asian bonytongue), 1370 nucleotides. RefSeq names its product acyl-CoA-binding domain-containing protein 5-like. The coding region runs from base 186 to 1277 and encodes 363 amino acids. The record is from RefSeq and is a predicted model, not a curated record. Gene Ontology annotation, molecular function: fatty-acyl-CoA binding. Gene Ontology annotation, biological process: fatty acid metabolic process. The transcript has 11 exons. Gene Ontology annotation, cellular component: cytoplasm; peroxisome. NCBI's taxonomy places the organism in Eukaryota, Metazoa, Chordata, Actinopteri, Osteoglossiformes, Osteoglossidae.
GUUCUUUCUGGGGCACAGUCAUAUGGUGCGUGAUUGCAAUUUAUCAGCGAGGUCUACUCCCCCUGCAGAUUAUAAUGGGCUGCUCACACUUCACCUGAGGCUGAUGAUCUGCGUGGACCAUUUGCCACUUGGUCCAUCUGCGUCACCUUCCACAUGUUCUAUGGUCCACCUCGUCCACCUGGUUGAUGGCGGAGGGGAAUUCGGUGCAUGAGUGCAGGUUUGAUGCUGCACUGAAAGUUUGGCGGAAUUUACCUGAUGAUGGUCCUGUUCAGCUGUCGGAUGACUUGAAGUUGAGGUUCUAUGGCUUCUUCAAGCAGGCAACAACAGGGCCCUGCAACAUUCCCAAACCUGGCUUCUGGGUCUCUGAGCAGAACGCCAAGUGGGAAGCGUGGAGUUCCCUUGGAGACAUGUCGAAAGAGGAGGCGAUGAUGGCGUACGUUGAGGAGAUGAAGACUAUUCUGGAAAGUCUUCCGAUAACGGAUGAGGUGGAGGAGCUGCUGGAUGUUCUGGGACCAUUCUACGAGGUCGAAGAAGAGGAGGCGAUGCCAGAUGAUGAGAGUUUCCCAAAGGCCACAAAGGGCAGUGAUGGGAUUUUGGGGGAUGAGGAGAGGAACGGCAACGUGGCGAGCAGUGACACUGACUUUGAGUCUGACAUAAGUGAGAGUGAAGAAGAGGAAGAUGAUGAGGAAGAAGGAGAUGAUGAACAGCAGGAGGAAAAGAAGGCGGAGGAAGGAUAUGUCUGUACAGCAGAGGACACCACGACUGGUCUCUCCUCAGACCACAGGGCUCCUUUCAGCGUGUCCUCGGCCUCUAGCCGUGCCCACAGCUCCCUGGACGGUGAAAAUAUGGAGGAGGAGCUGACUCGCAUCGCUCCGGCUCAGGAGGACAACCUCUGCGGCUCCAUGUUGUCUGGCUCGAGCUCACAAUCUGAAGCCCAGUUGGGACUCCGGAGUCCAGGAAGAGAUGGGGACCACAGAGGCAAAGAGGGAAGGGCUGUGGGUGGUGUGGACAAGCAGAUAGCCACGGUACUCCUCCGACUGGAGGAGGACAUGCAGCACAUACUGCAGAAGCUGCAUAAUCUGGAGACCCUUUCUGAAGAGCAGGCUCGAUCCAUUGCUGCAGUACAGAAUUACCCAACUUUUCCACGACACAAGGACACCACGCGGUGGCCUUUCGACAUCUCCCUGUGCACAGUGGUCUUUGCGGUGGCCUGGCCCUUCAUAGUGCACUGGCUGUUGCAGAUGUACCACCACCGACGGAGCAGAAAACUGAGUUGAGAACAAGAUGGCCUUUCUCUUAACGUCACCAUACUGCGAGCUCCUUGUAUCACUUCACUGCCUGCUUCCAAGAUCAUCUCUCCUGCAUUAGAA